AUGGCUCGAUCAGUCGUGGGACGUGCAGUGGUGGUCCGGGAAAAAUACUACUGGCCGGACAUACAACUGAAUAUUUGGACUAUCCUUAUGCUCGCAACUGCCGGUACGAUUCUGGGUAUAUUCGCCGAGUUUAUGCAGAUUCAUAGCGCAUUCAAGGUCGGGUCACCAUGGCUCUUCCCUUACGGCGUGACGGUCGGCGCUCUCACCAUUGUCUUCAUCAUCAUUGAGAUAAUUCUCAUUGCACAGCGCCGCUUACUCCCAGGCGUCAUGAUGCUAGGCGCGUUCAUCUUGCUGGUUCUGUAUCUUGCGGGCAUCAUCGAGACGGGCAUCCAACUGUUCGGUUCCAGUAGCAACGUUAAUGGCAACUGCCAACGCUGGGUCACCAACAACAAGGUGACGGGGCCGAGUGUCGAGACGUUGGCUUGGCUGCAGCAAAACAACAUAUGUUCAUGCUGGAAUGCUGCAUUCGCUUUCUGGAUAAUCGGCGCUUGUCUCUUCAUCUGGAUGAUAAUCAUGGGGAGUCAAGUGAACCAAAACCAAUUCGACUGA
Messenger RNA from Aplosporella prunicola CBS 121167, 549 nucleotides. RefSeq lists its product as uncharacterized. The record is from RefSeq and is a predicted model, not a curated record. The transcript has 3 exons. Lineage: Eukaryota; Fungi; Ascomycota; Dothideomycetes; Botryosphaeriales; Aplosporellaceae. Bases 1 to 549 code for a protein of 182 amino acids.